CAUUUUCCAUCAAAUGGUGUUUGCGGAGGUAACCCCAGCAGGUAUAAAGAUAACACAUUCUGAUUGUAACGGAAUCAAUGACAUUCCAGAGCAGAUUGGCCCUGUCGUUGACGAAGCAGGGGACAUUCAUUAUUUCAGCCGAAUUCACAAUGAUGACCCUACUGUGCAAUAUUGGUUGAAGAGGCUGGGUCAAAGUUUGGCAAAGCAUUUUGCUUAUGUCUAUAAAAUUAAUGUGGACAAAGAUCGUGCCGUCUUAAUUGAUUUUCCGGAAGGAUAUUGGAUGUUUAUGCAUGAAAAAGAGCACAAGGAUGGAAAGAAAACGAGCGUACAAAAAUAUUUACUUGGUAAUAUUAGUAUUCAUAAGUCAUCUUUGCUAAUUCUUAGAAUUAAUGAGGUGUCUACAUUCGCAGGGCACACCAUAUAUAAAUCCACGAACGCUUUCAUGCCUCAUCUAUUUUGGUUGGUGUCGGACAAGUCCAAUAAAUGCAAGUGUCGUUCAUGCGUAUGCGAUAAAAUGAAAGAGUCAAUGCCAAUAACUCCAGCACGAAAGGCAUACACUAGUAGUACCCGUGUUAAUAAUGGGGCAAAGCGUAAAAGUAAAUUCAGUAAAGUUCAAGGAACUAUUGAUUUUAGCAAGCUGGAGUUUAUUAAUUUCGAGAGGAAACAGGGUGUCACAAUAUAUAGAUGUGGUGAGGUCGUGUGGGUGGAUGUUCUGAAGAUGGGAGACAAAAAAUUAACACGGUUAGCCGAAUCAACAUCUAAGGAGAUCGACAUCAGGUAUUGGCCGGGGAUCAUAUUAAAGCGUACGAGAACGCAGUCAUCCAAUGAGCACGAAGAUUCCACUCCAAAAACUUCGGAGGAUAGUUUAAGUCUAAUGGAGGUUGACACUCCUAAUACAGAAUACGGAUUUAUAGGUGAGGUUGGUGGAGUGCCGGGCGAGUCUUUUUUCGGUUCCGCGUCGCCAAGUCCGCUCGCAAAAAUUAAGGAAAAGGACAUUCCAACCUCGCAACACAGCCCAGAGUUCGAUGAUUGUUAUGUUUUAAUCCCAACGAUAAAUUGCUCUCAACAUUCUUAUCCUGUCAAUGAUGCUUCGAGGCUUAGUGAAGAUGAAUUUUUUGUCGAAUUAUUUGAGCUAUCAGAAAAAUUGGAACUAGAUCGUGAGGCGCUUUCUCCGUGGUUAACUCAUCGACCGAACAUUCUUGAUCCGGAUUGUGAUACAGAUAACGAAAACGACGAAUCGCUAGUAAGAAAUUAUGUUGACGCUGUUCGAGAAGCAACUUUAUUAUCUCAAUCAUACACAACCUUGAAUGCUUAUCAAGAAGACGUGAUGGACUACAGUCAAAUGAUUGAUAUGCUAAAGCAAAACGAGAGAAGACGAGUGAAGGAUAAGAUUAUACGUACCGAAGCCAUCCUCUUUGGUAACGAAUUAUUCUGCAUUGAAGACAUAAUACGAUUGACACCAUGCGACAUAGAGAAUCCAACCUACGAGGAUUACCCCGACCCACAGUAUAUUUAUCUGAAAGAUAUCUGUGAAACAAACAACGGUAUACAACUCAUCGGGGACGGAUUAAUUCGUAGAAGAUUAGUCAAUGAAAAUGAUGCACGAUUUAUUACGGAUUACGAGUGGUACAGGAUUAAUUUCCCGGAAGAGGAGUACACAAUAGAUUUGGGAGAAGUGGCAGGUAGGUUUUACGUUGAUUACCCCGAUCUCGAAGAAAUUAUGGGGUGCUCGCGUUCCAUGACCCUUAAGGAACGGUGGGGAGGUCAGAGUUUCUAUAGGACUAUUAUGAAUACCAUGAAUGUUUCUCCGAUCGUAUAA
Messenger RNA from Acaulospora morrowiae, 1819 nucleotides. Lineage: Eukaryota; Fungi; Glomeromycota; Glomeromycetes; Diversisporales; Acaulosporaceae. The record is from the annotation of a GenBank genome assembly.